Molecule: messenger RNA, 7599 nt
Organism: Tupaia belangeri chinensis (Chinese tree shrew)
Lineage: Eukaryota; Metazoa; Chordata; Mammalia; Scandentia; Tupaiidae
Gene: VLDLR
Product: very low density lipoprotein receptor
Biological process (GO): receptor-mediated endocytosis
Cellular component (GO): apical plasma membrane; signaling receptor complex; plasma membrane
Molecular function (GO): protein binding; hormone binding; calcium ion binding
Source: RefSeq, a predicted model, not a curated record
CUCCUUUCGGAAGGGCUGGUAACUUGUUGUGCGGAGCGAACGGCGGCGGCACCACCAUCCUGGCGGGCACCAUGGGCACGUCCGCGCGCUGGGUGCUCUGGCUGCUGCUCGCGCUGUGCUGGGCUUCCCCGGAGAGCGGCGCCACCGGAACCGGCGGAGUGUUCAGAAGGAGGCAGAGGGCCGGGCCGGGCCGAGACAGCGCUGCGGCCCGAGGCGCGGUCCCUGGACUUCAGGAAGGCUGGGAGCGGACAGUGGAUGAAGGGAGAAAACUCAAAUGUGAACCCUCCCAAUUCCAGUGCACAAAUGGCCGCUGUAUUACUCAGUUAUGGAAAUGUGAUGGAGACGAAGACUGCGCUGAUGGUAGUGAUGAAAAGAACUGUGUAAAGAAGACAUGUGCUGAGUCUGACUUCGUAUGCAACAAUGGCCAGUGUGUUCCCAACCGAUGGCAGUGUGAUGGGGAUCCUGACUGUGAAGAUGGUUCUGAUGAAAGCCCAGAACAGUGCCGCAACAUAACGUGUAGUGCUGAUGAGUUCACCUGCUCCAGUGGUCGCUGCAUCUCCAGGAACUUCGUGUGCAACGGCCAGGAUGACUGUAAUGAUGGCAGUGAUGAGCUUGACUGUGCCCCACCAACCUGCAGCGCCCAUGAGUUCCAGUGCAGCACCUCCUCCUGUAUCCCCCUCAGCUGGGUAUGCGAUGAUGAUGCAGACUGCUCGGACCAGUCAGAUGAGUCCCUUGAGCAGUGCGGCCGCCAGCCAGUGAUACACACCAAGUGUCCAGCCAGUGAGAUCCAGUGUGGCUCUGGAGAGUGCAUCCACAAGAAGUGGCGAUGCGAUGGGGACCCUGACUGCAAGGAUGGUAGUGAUGAGGUCAACUGUCCUUCUCGAACCUGUCGACCUGACCAAUUUGAGUGUGAGGAUGGUAGCUGCAUCCAUGGCAGCAGGCAGUGUAAUGGGAUCCGAGAUUGUGUUGAUGGUUCCGAUGAGGUCAACUGCAAAAAUGUCAACCAGUGCUUGGGCCCUGGAAAAUUCAAGUGCAGAAGUGGGGAGUGCAUAGAUAUCAGCAAAGUCUGUAAUCAGGAGCAGGACUGCAGGGACUGGAGUGACGAGCCUUUGAAAGAAUGCCAUGUAAAUGAAUGCUUGGUAAAUAAUGGUGGAUGUUCCCAUAUCUGCAAAGAUCUAGUUAUAGGCUACGAAUGCGACUGUGCAGCUGGGUUUGAACUGAUAGAUAGGAAAACCUGUGGAGAUAUUGACGAGUGCCAAAAUCCGGGAAUCUGCAGUCAAAUUUGUAUCAACUUAAAAGGCGGUUACAAGUGUGAAUGUAGUCGUGGCUAUCAAAUGGAUCUUGCCACUGGCGUGUGCAAGGCAGUAGGCAAAGAGCCGAGUCUGAUCUUCACUAAUCGAAGAGACAUCAGGAAGAUUGGCUUAGAGAGGAAAGAAUAUAUCCAACUAGUUGAACAGCUAAGAAACACUGUGGCUCUUGAUGCUGAUAUUGCUGCUCAGAAGCUAUUCUGGGCUGAUCUCAGCCAAAAGGCUAUCUUCAGUGCCUCAAUUGAUGACAAGGUUGGUAGACAUGUUAAAAUGAUCGACAAUGUCUAUAAUCCUGCAGCCAUUGCUGUUGAUUGGGUGUACAAGACCAUCUACUGGACUGACGCGGCUUCUAAGACUAUUUCAGUAGCUACUCUAGAUGGAACCAAGAGGAAGUUCCUGUUUAACUCUGACUUACGAGAGCCUGCCUCCAUAGCCGUGGACCCACUGUCUGGAUUUGUUUACUGGUCAGACUGGGGUGAACCAGCUAAGAUCGAAAAAAUGAAUGGAUUUGAUAGACGUCCGCUGGUGACAGUGGACAUCCAAUGGCCUAACGGAAUUACGCUUGACCUCAUAAAAAGCCGCCUCUAUUGGCUCGAUUCUAAGUUGCACAUGUUGUCCAGUGUGGACUUGAAUGGCCAAGAUCGUAGGAUAGUACUUAAGUCUCUGGAGUUCCUAGCUCAUCCCCUCGCACUGACAAUAUUUGAGGAUCGCGUCUACUGGAUAGAUGGAGAAAACGAAGCAGUUUAUGGUGCCAAUAAAUUCACUGGGUCGGAGCUGGCCACUCUAGUCAACAACCUUAACGAUGCCCAAGACAUCAUUGUCUAUCAUGAACUUGUACAGCCAUCAGGUAAAAAUUGGUGUGAAGAAGACCUGGAGAAUGGAGGAUGUGAAUACCUAUGCCUGCCAGCACCACAGAUUAAUGAUCACUCUCCAAAAUACACCUGUGCCUGUCCCAAUGGGUACAAUUUAGAAGAAAAUGGCCGAACGUGCCACAGUACUACAACUACUGUGACUUACAGUGAGACAAAAGAUACCAACACAACAGAAAUUUCACCAACUAGUGGACUAGUUCCUGGAGGGAUCAAUGUGACCACAGCAGUAUCGGAGGUCAGCGUUCCCCCAAAAGGGACUUCUGCUGCUUGGGCCAUUCUUCCUCUCUUGCUCUUAGUGAUGGCAGCAGUAGGGGGCUACUUGAUGUGGCGAAAUUGGCAACACAAGAACAUGAAAAGCAUGAACUUUGACAAUCCUGUGUACUUGAAGACCACUGAAGAGGACCUCUCAAUAGACAUUGGUAGACACAGUGCUUCUGUUGGACACACAUACCCAGCAAUAUCAGUUGUAAGCACAGACGAUGAUCUAGCUUGACUUCUCAAACAAGUCUCGGCCUUUGAGGUCUAAACCAAUAAUACCCUACUCUGGAAUGGUAACCUAGCCAGCAGCUGAAGUCUCUUUCUUCCUCCCAGCAGGAAGAACAUCAAGAUAUCUUUGCGUGGAUCAAGCUUGUGUACUUGACCCUUUUUAUAUUACUUUUGUAAAUAUUCUUAUCCACAUUCUACUUCAGCUUUGGAUGUGGUUACCGAGUAUCUGUAACCCUUGAAUUUCUAGACAGUAUUGCCACCUCUGGCCAAAUAUGCACUUUCCCUAGAAAGCCAUAUUCCAGCAAUGAAACUUGUGCUAUAGUGUAUACCACCUGUACAUACAUUGUAUAGGCCAUCUGUAAAUAUCCCAGAGAACAAUCACUAUUCUUAAGCACUUUGAAAAUAUUUCUAUGUAAAUUAUUGUAAACUUUUUCAAUGGUUGGGACAAUGGCAAUAGGAUAAAACGGGUUACUAAGAUGAAAUUGCCAAAAAAAUUUGUAAACUAAUUUUGUACGUGUGAAUGAAAUCUUUGACCUCAAUGGAGGUUUGCAAAGACUGUGUGUUCAAACUACUGUACAUUUUUUUCAAGUGCUAAAAAAUUAAACCAAGCAGCUUAACCAUGGUUUGUGCCUAUUCCUCUAGGAUGAACUCUCAUAAACAGUCUGAAUAGUAUCAAGUGUUCUAACUAAAUGUAUGAGCUGUCGCUCUUAAUGUUGUAUAACUAAGCCUGUAAUUGGGCUAGUCUCUCUUAUAAACAACUACUAAUGAAAAAACGAGGUACUAUUUAACAUUUGCUCCCAAAUUAUUUCUUAUUUUGUAAAAGAAACUAGCUUAGUCUAUACCUAGACUUUCUCUUGCUUUGAGAAGAGUUCCUUUUCUCAUUAACUUAUUUCCUGGUCUAGAAACAUGUGCUGAGAUUUCGAUGAAUUCUGCUUCUUCACACUUAAGUCUCUUUCAUGUUCUGUCAUUAUAUAAAGGUCAAGGACUAGUGCCUUCUGAGGCAUGGGAAAGGGCUUUCUUAUAAAAGUUUAGAUGGUCUUGCCACAAACAUAGGGAAGUUAGCAAACAGUGCCAUUUUUAAACAAUCUAAGGCAGUGGUUCUCAGUGUGGUCCCAGGAGCACCUGGGCACUGGUUAGAAAUGCUGAUUCUCAGGCAGAGCCCAGGAAUCGGUGUUUUCACAAGCCUUCCAGGUGAGGAUGUAUGCUAAGAUUUGAAAGUCACUGUUCUAAUGUGACUUCAUAGACAACAUGUCUGUAAUAUCUCCUUUAUAAAUGUUUAGCCUGGGGUAGAACAGAUUCCUACUGAGGAAAAUGUUUGGAACUUUUAGUCUGAAGAGCAGAUGAAGAGUUGGAGUAGAGGAAGUACCAGCAAAGGGUAUUUCAGUGAGCUUCCCAUCACAUAGACCAUUGCAUCCUUUCCCUAAAGUCUCCAGAUGCAUGGAAGCAAGGGCAGAUAUAAGACUUGAAGCACUGGAGGCUCCUCUAUAUCCAAAGUGAGAUGGCGAGUCUACUGUGGAAGGUGCAGCGAUUCUUCUGGGAUUAAACAACCAACACGGUAGCAAGAAAAUGAAGAAUUGUUUUUAGCAGCUAAAUGGAUCAGAGGAUGACUCACAUUUCACUUGUAAAAUACAAGGCUGAUAAUAUCUUGCUUGUGGCUUAGGGAUGGUGGUCAAUAGUUCUAGAAGAAGGAGAUUGAUUCUGCCAUCUUGUUUAAUGGAUGCUCCCUUGUGAUUUUGGUCAAAUGGCUAAAAGAAAAAGAAUAGACUUGGAACUGACUCUUACUGGGAGGUGUGAAGAUCAGGCAUGUAAAAGGAAAAGGCUUUGGUCAUUAAGGUAGGCCUGUCUUCUGUCCAGCUGUUUCUUACUCCACAUCACAUUAAACAGGAUAUGGCCUGUGACAGGGAAUGGCUUAGGUGCCUGUUUAGGAAGCAGGUUGGAAUUCGUUAUGUCAAAACUCUGAGACCAUUUGUUUGGUGUUUUGCCCUUGCUCUGGCACAAAACCACUGGCUUAUUUUAAUCGGAGUAAUAACAAAUUACUUUUUGCGAACUUGAAAAUAAUAGUGCUUUUCCUUAUUGUAAGGAUUAUACAGCAUUAAUUAACAAUAAGGCCCAAAGCCACAGUUUUUACAAAUAAAAUAAAUUUGGAUUCCAGUCCCUAGUGUAUUUUUUCAGGUUCUGGGUACCAACUUUCACCCUGAAAGAGUCUCAGGUAUCCCCCCUCCCCAGUGAGGAAACCAAGGUACAAUUCAUUGCAUCUAAUUUAAGAAGUAAAAACACAUUUAAAGAAACAAAGUAACUAGAUAUUUCUUUUGAGAUCAGUUAUACAGGAGGCUGCUCAAUUCAUCAUGUAAUAAUUGUUAGUGAGGGAUUAGAACCCUAGGCUUUAUCUCCCAAACAAGAACUUAAAGAUUCUAUGUGAAACAAGUUAACAUAAAUUUGCUGUGUCUCAAGAGUUUAAUGCAGGAGAAGAGAAUUAAUUAGGAAAAAUAAGAAGCUUAUCAAACACUAAAGGAGGAUAUUUAGUGUUAAAUGAGCCCAUCACAUGAAGUGACUGAAAAUACUCAACAAUUCCCAAAGUCAGCACUCCAUAGACUUUAGGAAUUACUACAAAAGAUUGAUGAUAGACAAAUAAACAUUUUUAUGACCUUGGGUAAAGGAAUCCAGCCAAGUCCCUGGAUCCAAAUUUUUAAGUGGCCUUUGAAAGCUUAUCUAUUUGACAAGAAACAGUCCCAGUUGUUUGACUAGCUUCCUUAUAACACUCUUAAGGCUAUUUCAAAGCCUUGGUGUCAUUUCUAAACCUUUGGCUUUAGCCUAGGGGAAAAAAAGGAUUCCAACUUUGGCCCUUGCUUUUCUUUUCCUUAUGUCUUUGGAAGUCAAAAUUAUGAGAAGGUAGGCUUUAAAUAGCAAACCUACCAAAAAACUAACUCAUUUAAAGAAUGAAUUCCUCAUUUAAGAAUGCUGUAGAAAUGAGAGCUCUACCUGAAGUCUACUUUUUCACUAUCUUUACCCCAAACCAAAGAUUCUGCUGAGGUGUAACUCUUACGUCAUGUCUAAAUGGAACAACUUCCUAGAAUUCCCACGUAGUCAUAUCUUACCUUAGUAAAAACACUUGAUAUUUUGAACCCAAACAAUAGUUACAUUCCUAAUUUUCAUUAGUGGCAAACUUGCAAAAAACACAUAUGCUUUGUUAAUGUAGGUCCAAGAACAAAGAAUACAAUCUGCUACUGUCAAUCCCCAAAUGUGAGCCCUUCCAUUUCAUAAUCAAGUGUUUAAGCCCAGUGCUUUGGGGAAAAUGACAAUUGUAUAUCCUGGCUUUAGAUCUGUCAUGAACCUAAACUGUAGAAGCUCAGGAAUGCAAUAAAAUAGAAAAAGUCUUCAAAAGGUAUUUCAUUGCCAAGGAUAGAGGGAAUGAAGCUGAAGAAACAAUGGCAUUUUUUGGACUUAUUUCUUUCAAAUCCAGUAUGGAGGUUUCCAGCUCAAAAUAAUGUCAAGUGAAGGAUAAUCUACUGCGCAUUCACAUCUACCUUCACACACAAAAAGCUAAACCCAAGUUGGCAGUGAGGUCCUAGCUGUGAAAUUUGGGGAUCCAGAGGUAGGUCCUAAGAAACUGAUGACAGCAGUAUCCCAUCUCUUUGGUGUCUCUUGAAUUUCAUUAGCAUUUUUAAGCCUGGCUCAGCUGAAACAGGAACAAAGUGGCACCCCUGACCAAGAGCCUCCCUAUAAAUGUCCUUCCUUCCAUUCAUAGCCACUGAGGUAGGAGUCAGGCUGAGGGUGGUCCUUGCAGAGGACCCUGCGGCAUAUGAAAAACAGUCUUCUUCACUGUGCUUAGAGGAAAAGUCAGAUGGGUGGCAAGGCAGGUUCAGUAGAAGCAGUAGGCAGUGCAGUCCAUGCAUAGCCUACGUUGGUUUUGUGAAGGGAAGCUUGGGCAAAUUACGAACCCCCUGUGUAAAAUGGAGAGGGUAGGAACUAUCCCAUCAAGACAUGGUAAAGUAAGAAUGAGAUGCGCAGAAAGAGCUCAGCACAGGCUCUGGCAUUUAGUUAUGUACAGGGCCAGUGUCACUACUGAAUAUCACUGUCAAUGCCAGGGCUCUGGGUCCAUUGUAACACAACUUAGGACCCAGUGAGUGGCUUCACCUCUGGGUGAACUUUAUUACAUUUGUACCUGUAAUAAAGUUACAGGUAACUUUAUUAUUGAAUGUAACACACAUAGUCCCUGACUUCCAUCUUCUCCUCAGUACCUGUCUAAUGAGAUCUGGGUCUGAAACUUAGUUGGCAAUAUCACCUGGUAUAGCUAAGAAGGUUCAAAGGAUUACAUGGUUUAAACCUAGAAACAUAGUAGGUUUGCAUCUGCCCCAGUCUUUUGACUUUAUUGCUUAGGACAUGGAAACAAAUCAUCGGGAACCUGACAGUCUUUGGAUGACCACCAAAGUUCCCUUAUGUUAACAUUACACUAAAUGCAUGCUCUCAUGUAUUUUCUUUAAUCUUCACAAGUCUAAUAGGUAAGUAUUAUCUAUUAUUUUAUAGAUGUGAAAAUUGAGGCUACCAUGUGUGAUUCCUAACCUUUAUGUGCACACUGCCAUCUCCUCUCAGAAGAGGAUGAAAUACUAUGUAAGGGUGAAGGCGGAUACCAUGCUGUUGUAUGCUGAGUCCCCUCUACUACUGAUGUUAGGAUGUCUCAGUAUCUCAGGUGUCUGAGAUGCCUACUCUGGCUGCCUUCCAACAUGGCAGUGUACCAGAAAUAAAACACUGGCACUAUUCCUUCAGGUCAGCGCAGAGUAACUCAGUUCUGUGUCUUGCCUUCAAGAUGCUUGAAGUUCCAGAAUUAUGUUUCUUGGUCAUGCCUGUAAAGUAGGAGAUUAGAUUGCAAAGCAGAAAAUAAAGAUUUCCUGAAGGAAUUUAUAGACAUGUGACAUCAUUCCUAUGUAUAAAACAUU